AUGGCCACACAAGAACGCGCUCUGCCUACCAGAAGUCUGACCAACGACGAUGAUGCUGUCCCUGAUGAGGAUACCAGCGAGGUGACCAAGCUCUUCCACGAGCGCCUGCAAGCAUGGAAGCAUGCAUGUGGCUACCUCGAAGACUACGUCUCGGCCACCGAGAAGAUGCAACACUCGCACGCCAAGGAGUACGAGAAGGUCCUCAAGACCGUCUCGCAUCCUCUCAAGGAGGGCCACCACUUCGACCAGAACUUGGGUGGCGUCGCCGGCGCCUUUGAUACCAUUCGUUCCAACACUCAGGGCAUCUCGAACUCGCACGCCGAAACAGCAAAGACUCUCAAGGGUUCCGUGCUUCCCAUCUUCGAGCGCCUCCACACCGAGGUCAAGAACAAGACCAAGGAGCUCACAAAGGGCGCUGGCAAGGGAGGCAAGCUCGUAGACAAGGCUCGCGCCACUUCGCAAAAGCACAUUGAGCAGCUCGGCCAGCACACAGCUUCCUUUGACAGCGCUGGCGGCAAGAUCCACGCCAGCGAAGACCCUUACGUUCUCCAGCGUGGCGUCUACCACCGCUUGAACAAGCAGAUCAUCGAGGAGAACAACAACCGCAACGACAUCAUCGCCGUGCAGAACAGCUUUGCCCAGUUCGAGGCCCACAUCCUCACUACCAUCCAGAACGGUUUGACUCAGUUCAACCAGAUUGUCGGUGCCCAGGCCGAGCAGACUCGCACCAUGUACGCCAACAUGACCAGCACCGCUCAACAGAUCGCUCCCGACUUUGAGUGGAACGGCUUUGUUCAGCGCAACAACCAGGUCCUGAUCGACCCCAACGCUCCUCCACGCACCAUGUCCAACAUCUCCUUCCCCAACCAGAACCACAGAUCUACCGAGCCUUUGAUCGCCGGCUCCCUGGAGAAGAAGGGCAAGUUGCUUAAGAAGUACGAGUCCUCCUUCUGGGUCAUCACUCCCUCCAAGUUCAUGCACGAAUUCAAGACCGACGACGAUUUUGCAAAGGACCCCAUCCCCGAGACAUCUUUGUACCUGCCUGACUGCAUGGUUGGUGCAGUUGACGGACAGAAGUUCCAGGUCAAGGGCAAGGAUGUGUCGGGCAGCAGCUUCGGGAACAAGCUCACCAUGGCACACGAGUACGCCUUCAAGGCCCACACCCCUCAGGACGCUGCAAAGUGGUGGGAGACUCUCAGAAGCGCUACUGGCUCGACCACCAACGAGCUUCCUCCAACUAGCCCCGCUGUCAGCAGACAGCCCACUAGCUCCAGCAUUCUCGCACCCGAAAAGUCGGCCACCGGCGAGUACGUUGAGCCCACCAAGGUCUUUACCGAAGCAGACACGCGUCCUCAAACCACCGACGCUGCCGCCCUUGAGGCAGAGCGCAAGGAGGCAGCAUAUGCCGCUGCUGGUCCUACCGAUGGUGUCGCAACCCACAGCAAGGUCUAG
This is a messenger RNA of Aureobasidium subglaciale EXF-2481, 1452 nucleotides long. RefSeq lists its product as uncharacterized. NCBI's taxonomy places the organism in Eukaryota, Fungi, Ascomycota, Dothideomycetes, Dothideales, Saccotheciaceae. The transcript has 2 exons. Bases 1 to 1452 code for a protein of 483 amino acids. The record is from RefSeq and is a predicted model, not a curated record.